GGCUCGAGGCGCGGGGCCCCGGGGGCGUCCGGCGGCCGGCCGCCCUCUGCGGGGCGCGCGCGGGCGGCCCAUGGCGAAGCGGAAGCUGAAGAGGGCGGCGGGCCCCGCCGGCAAGCGGGCUGCGGGAGCGCCAGGGCGGCCUGCGCGGGCCGCGGUGGACGCGGCCGAGGAGGCGGAGCCGGACGUGCUGUCGGAGAGCGGCGAUUCGGACGACGGCGACGCCAGGGGCGCACCGGCCGCGGGCGAAGACGACGAGGACGGCUUCUUCGAGACCCCAGACGAGAAGCGCGUCAGGCUCGCGAAGGAAUACCUCGGCAAGCUGGGGGAGGGCCGCCCGGAGGAGCAGGUGAGGGAGCAGUUGGCGCUGGACGUCGAGGAACAGGCGAAGCGUACACGCUUCCGGGUGUCCGAUCUGUCGUUGGGAGACGUCAGGCGCUUCGGCGGCCAGAAGAAGACCGUGUCCUGCGUUUGCCUCAGCUCUGACGAGAAGACCGUCUAUGCUGGAGGCAAGACUUGUGAGGUGUCGCGAUACGACGUGGAGACAGGCAAGAGGGACCCGUUCCCUGGCCAGAAGGGCUCAUUCGAGUGUGGAGGUCAUUUUGACCAGGUCCGCGGCGUCUGCUUAGUGGAGUCGCUAAACCUGUUGGUCUCGGUAGGGCAGGACCGCGUGGUGCGGUUGUGGGACUGGCGGGCCCCUGCCAGAAGUCGAUCCACGGCGACAAUGCUUGGGCACCAGAGCGCCAUCACGGCCGUGGCAGCCGAGCCGGAUGGUACCCAGGUGUACACUGCGAGCAUGGACCAGUCGUUGAGGAUAUGGGAUUUGCGCACUCAGAGGAACACCGACACCCUAUUGGGCCAUGUGUCAGGUGUGUCGGCUCUUGAUAUAUAUAGCAAGGGCAGGCCGCUCUCUGGCGGUGUCGACAAGACCGUGAGGCUGUGGAAGGUAGAGAGAGAUACCCACUUGAUGUUCAACAAGCACACGUACGCCGUAGAUUCGGUAUGCGUUGUGGAUCAAGACCGCUUCGUGUCAGGCUCUCAGGAUGGGAGCAUCAUGUUGUGGAGCCAGACGUCAAAAAAACCGCUCGCUUCCACGAGCUUGGGCUCGAGGCAGUGGGUGUCAGCACUCAGCAGCGUGCGCAGAGGCGACAUAGUUUUCUCGGGCUCAUCUGCUGGCAAGCUGCAGGGCUGGCGCCUCGUGAAGGCGGAGGGCGGGACUGACAAGAAGGGGUUCGAGUUCGUGCCGGCUUUGGACAGCAUCCAGCUCCCCGGUUGCGUCAACCAGAUCGCUGUUGGAAAGCGCAUCGUUGCUUGCGCAGUGGGGAAGGAAGUCAAGGCUGGCAGAUGGAUUUACGAGCGCUCGAUGCGGAACGGCGUUGUCAUUAUGCCAUUGUCCUACAGUGAAGGUUGAGGAGGAGAUCUAGCCUAGAGGCCAUCAGUCGCUGCAGGCCUGGUCUAGAUGCCAACGCAGUGCUGCCUCCCAUCGCCGAACAACAUCCACAACAAUAUCUGCUUAGCCAGCGUGCCAUGCACCCUAAUGUAAUUGCCCC
Messenger RNA from Prorocentrum cordatum, 1547 nucleotides. Lineage: Eukaryota; Dinophyceae; Prorocentrales; Prorocentraceae. The record is from the annotation of a GenBank genome assembly.